Parnassius mnemosyne (clouded apollo) is the source of this 1944-nucleotide messenger RNA. The record is from the annotation of a GenBank genome assembly. Lineage: Eukaryota; Metazoa; Arthropoda; Insecta; Lepidoptera; Papilionidae.
AUGUCUAUUAAUAGCAGAGUGCAGAAGUCCAAUUCGAAUUACAAAGAACCUACCAUGAUUCGUAGCAUUAAGCUUUGUGGCUACCGAGGUUUAACUUUAGAACCAUAUGUAAGUUCUUUUCAACUAUUCAGUAACUACUCAUCUGCAAAAGGAAAUGCUAAUCUAAACCUUCCAAGGUUGCCAGUACCGAAACUUAAUGAUACACUGUCAAAGUAUCUUAAGACAGUAAGGCCAUUCCUGAAUGAUGAAGAAUUUGUGGUUACAGCAAAUCUUGUAAAAGAAUUUGGCUCCCAUGGCGGAGUUGGAGUAAAAUUACAGAGCCUUUUAGAAAAAAAAGCAGAGAAGCACUUGAACUGGCUUGAAGAGUGGUGGUUAAACAGUGCAUAUUUAGAAUAUAGAAAUCCUGUUGUUGUAUUCUCCAGUCCAGGCUUAGUAUUUCCAUUUCGAAAGUUCAAUAGUCAACAUGAGCAGUUGCAGUAUGCUGCAAAAACACUAUUAGCUGCUCUGGACUACAAAGCUUUAAUAGAUGAAGACAAAAUUCCAGUUGAGAUGAUGGGUAAAAGCCCAUUAGAUAUGGCUCAGUACAAAAAAAUCUUUGGAACAUGCAGGAUUCCUGGUGAAAAACGGGACAAAUUAUCAUUCAAUGAUAGCAAAUAUGUCACAAUAUGCCAUAAUAACCAUAUUUUCCACGUGGACCUUUGGGGUGAUGAUAACAAAAGGUUAAGCGAGGAUCAAAUCGUGCAGGCGUUAAAAAAAGUUAUAGAACUUUCUGCAACUGCAACGAGCGAAGCAAUUGGCGUGCUUACAUCAGACAAUCGAGAUAAUUGGGCAGAGGCGUAUCAAGCACUCUGUAAAGACCAAGUAAACAAACGGUCAUUAUUAGACGUGGAGAGAAGUCUCGUGGUGUUGUGUUUAGACGCUCCCACGGGAUUAUGGAAUUGUCCGGACAAGUCUGCGCGGCAGAGUCUCGCCGCCGCGCAGACUAUUCAUGGCGGCGGUACGCAAAGCAACGGCGGCAACCGCUGGUUCGACAAAACUGUGCAGUUUAUCGUGGGUGCAGACGGUAUCACUGGUUUGACGUACGAACAUUCACCGGCCGAAGGACAACCUAUCGCUGUCUUGACAGAUUUUAUUAUUAACUAUAUAGAUCAGGGCAAAACUAGCAAUGAACCUGCGUCUGCUAGUCCUAAGGAGCCGGUCAGACUUAACUUCAAUGUUACCUCUGAUAUAUCCAACAAGAUUAAAACAGCACAGAAAAAUCUAGACAGAUUGGUUGCGGAUUUGGAAUUGAAUUGCUUUACAUUUGAUAGAUACGGUAAAAACUUUAUCAAGUCACAGAAACUAAGUCCAGACAGCUACUUGCAAAUGGCUAUGCAGUACGCAUUUUACAGGCUUCACAAAACUCCCGGCGCUCACUAUGAGUCAGCAGCCACACGUAUGUACGCUGGCGGACGAACUGAGACGAUCCGCUCGUGCUCGGUAGAAUCCGUCGAAUUCGCCAGGACCAUGCUCGAUGAGCGAAUGACUCCGAAAGCCAAGUUGGACAGCAUGAACAAAGCUAUUAAAGCUCACAAGGAUUACACUGUACAGGCUUUGCAAGGCUUUGGCGUUGACAGACAUCUACUCGGGUUAAAGUUAACUGCAAUUGAAAAUGGUAUAGACGUACCAAAAUUAUACUCAGACGCUGGAUUCCACCGAAGUGCUCAUAUGAGAAUUUCUACUAGUCAGGUGGCCUGCAAGUGCGAUGGUUUUAUGUGUUACGGACCGUUGGUACCUGACGGAUACGCUACGUGCUACAAUCCCAGAGACAACGAUGUGAAUUUCGCGACUGCUGCCUUCGUUUCCAAUCCUGUCACCAGCUGCGAUAAAUACAGGAAGGCACUAGAACAAUCAUUGCAGGAUAUGCACGACGUUCUUGUUCAAAAUAUUAAAUCAAAAUUGUAA